GUACACUUGGCUUUGAGUUUUUGUUCAGGAGUUGCAGGGAUUGAAGGCAGUCAAUAGAUUGAUGUUUAUAAGUAUCUGGAUGUCCUCAUGUACUGUACUGGAAAAGCACAAGUAAUUGUAGGAAACUACAGAGCACAGCCCUGACCCUCUAUUGAUCAGGACAUUGCGGAGCUGGGCAAUUGUAAAACUCACAGCAACAAUGAAGAUACUUACUCUCCCCUUAGCAAUCCUCCUUGGGAUUUCAUGACAAGGGGCCCCACGCUCGGCUCUAGGUGCCAACACCUCUUGACGUGGUCAACCUCCUCAGCUAAACCUAGUCUUAACACCCAGGAGCUCUAGCUUCGACACGUUUCUCUGGCCAGGGCCUCUCUAGCCCGGCCUCGUCUCUAUGGUUUCCUGUGUGAGGCGCUCUAGCCUGCGCAGAUCGAGACGUCGCGGCGGCCUUGCUAGGCUACCGGAGACUCCGGAAAGCGCUUCGCUGGUCGCGCGGUCGGCCAUGGAGACCCUGCGCAAAGCGCUGAUCGCGGGCGCAGUGCUGGGCGCGGGGGCUGGCGUGGGCACCGCGCUCUUUGUCCUCGUGGCCCCGGGAGAACAGCAGAAGCAGACGAUGCUGAAGGAGAUGCCGGAGCAGGACCCGCAGCGCAGGGACGAGGCGGCCAGAACCAAAGAGCUACUUCUGGCCUCUCUGCAGGAGGCAGCGGCCACGCAAGAGAACGUCGCCUGGAGAAAGAACUGGAUGAGUGGCGGCGGCGGGAAGUCAGCCUGAGGUCAAACCUGCCCCCGUGCGCGCCGGGACCUCCGCUGCAGCGCAGGAACCCGAGCCGGCCUUACUCCUCUGUGGGCCGGCGGGGAGUCCAGACACGCGCAGACCUCUUCGGGACCUGGGGAGCUGCCGCCGGGUGAGCACGUUCCCCCCCAAACCCUGCAUUGACUGCGUUUUAACGUCCACGUCUUGUGCCAGGUCAUCGGAUGUGGCUAACUGAAGGAACCAAUAAAUCAUGUUCCUCCAUCCAGAGAGUGAACGCUGCGGCUGGACGCCCAUAAGAGCCUAGAGUGUUAUGGGGGUCAGUGCUGCGGGCGGGCUUGAGUGCAGCUCCUGCCUGCCCCGCCCCUCAUGUGACGCUGAAGCCCUAUAGGCAGAGCGACCACGUUUUCAAAACACACGUCAGGUCACGUGGUUUGCGUGAGUGUACUUUCGGGGAUAACCGACUGACGUUCUUGAAAUCGUUAACUAUCGUGGAAACUCUUGUGCAGUAAAUACCCAUAGAGGACA
Balaenoptera musculus (blue whale) is the source of this 1273-nucleotide messenger RNA. Its product is annotated as ubiquinol-cytochrome-c reductase complex assembly factor 3. The transcript has 2 exons. Gene Ontology annotation, biological process: mitochondrial electron transport, ubiquinol to cytochrome c; mitochondrial respiratory chain complex III assembly. The record is from RefSeq and is a predicted model, not a curated record. The coding region runs from base 389 to 766 and encodes 125 amino acids. NCBI's taxonomy places the organism in Eukaryota, Metazoa, Chordata, Mammalia, Artiodactyla, Balaenopteridae. Gene Ontology annotation, cellular component: mitochondrial inner membrane.